This is a messenger RNA of Trichophyton rubrum CBS 118892, 1182 nucleotides long. RefSeq lists its product as uncharacterized. NCBI's taxonomy places the organism in Eukaryota, Fungi, Ascomycota, Eurotiomycetes, Onygenales, Arthrodermataceae. The transcript is spliced from 2 exons. The record is from RefSeq and is a predicted model, not a curated record. Bases 1 to 1182 code for a protein of 393 amino acids.
AUGCUGUUUUACCAGUCAAUUCUACUCCUCUGUUCCUGGGUUUCGGAAGGAUGCCUCAAUCAGCAAACUCCUCUGGAUCUCGAUUCUCGUUCCGUAUACCACCCGAGUACUGCCUUCGAAGAGAAGGUGAGUUGGGCUUUGGAGCAGUUUAAAGUACCGGGCCUUGCAAUAUCGUUCAUAAAUGGCAGUAGAGUAUUCACAAAAGGGUAUGGUGUUGCAGAUCUUGCUUCCUCACAGCCGGUGUCAGAACACACCCUCUUCUUUGGUGGGAGUACAACGAAAGCCUUUACAGCAGCGUUGAUAUCAAUUCUUGUGGACGACAACGAGAACUUCCCGGAGAUACAAUGGGACGCAACGGUUCACAGCAUUAUUCCAGACGAUUUCACCCUGAGUGAUCCAUGGUUUACUACGCAAGUUACGGUCGAGGAUAUGCUCUCACACCGGUCUGGCAUGCCACGCCAUGACUGGGUCUGGUUUGCCAACAUGACACUGCAGGAAGCUGUGAGGAAGAUGAGGUACCUUCCACUUACAUCGACUAUCCGUACAAAGUUUAACUACUGCAACUUGAUGUACAUGGCUGCUGCUCAUUUGAUCGAGACUAAGACGGGGCAACUGUUUAAGGAUGUACUGCGCGAGCGUAUCCUAGAACCUCUAGGGAUGACAGAAACAUACGUUUCUUUGUCUGAUGCCCAGGCUGCUGGUGGAGAAAUGGCACGAGGUUACUUUCUCAAUUCAACGGGACAGCUACAAGAUACGGACUUAUCGUUCCAUGAGAGUAUCAGAGGUGCAGGAAACAUCAUUACUUCAGCAGCGGAUUAUGCAAAGUGGGUUCAAGCAAUGAUACAACGAAGUCCGCCAAUCUCACCUGCAGGGUAUACUGCCAUUCUGGGUGGACACACCAUCAUAUCUCCAGAACCAAUGGCUCCCGAUACAUCCCCGACCUUGUACGGGUUUGGAUGGUUUUUGCGUACAUAUGCUGGAGAAGUGAUAUUUCAACACCCGGGUGGAAUUGAAGGGUUUGGCAGCCUUGUGUGCUUCCUACCUAGAAAGAGGAUUGGAUUUGUUAUCCUAGGCAACAAUAUGAUAGGGACAAACGCGGCUGUCACAUUGCUUGGAAACCAUUUAAUCGACGAUAUUCUCGGAAUCCAGGAAAGACACCGUCCAAAUUGGCGAAAGAGGUAA